This is a messenger RNA of Aspergillus ruber CBS 135680, 368 nucleotides long. RefSeq lists its product as uncharacterized. The transcript has a single exon. Lineage: Eukaryota; Fungi; Ascomycota; Eurotiomycetes; Eurotiales; Aspergillaceae. Gene Ontology annotation, molecular function: amino acid transmembrane transporter activity. Bases 71 to 352 code for a protein of 93 amino acids. Gene Ontology annotation, biological process: amino acid transmembrane transport. The record is from RefSeq and is a predicted model, not a curated record. Gene Ontology annotation, cellular component: membrane.
AUAUAUUAAUAUUCCAGAAAAGUUCGGUAUAGAUAAAAAGCAUGCCCUCUAUAAUAGCGAGGCCCCAGACAUGGUGGAGGGAGAUAGCCAGCAACUUUCUAGUCAAGAUGUGGAACUUCGCAGAGAGCUCAAACUCCGCCAUGUAAACAUGUUCGCAAUUGCAGGAUCCAUCGGUACCGGGCUGGCCAUUGGCACUGGAAAGCCAUUGGCAGCUGGGGGUCCAGGACGUUUGUUUAUUUCUUAUAUCCUGGUGGGCUUCUGUGUUUACUGUGUAAUGACUACCUUCAAGAGAGAUGGCAACUUUUUUGACUAUGAAAAAUGUAUUCAAUGGCUACGCUACUCGAUUUGUUGAUCCAGCGCUAGGGUAU